AUGAACAAGUUUUAUAUUCAAAUUGUUUUUUUUCUUUUAAUCAUCUCCAUAUAUGUGAAUAAUAAAACCCAUGAAACUGAGCUUGCUCCAGAAAAAUAUACAAAACACAAAUCAAAAAAAGAUACAAAACCCAAAUCAACAAAUCAUUAUCCUACUUCAGAAGAAGUAUAUGAAAAAAACAAGCACCUAUUAUUUAACAAUCCCAAAGAAAUUAUACAAGCGUACGCAUAUAUGAAUAAAGCUUUAAAACAUUUAGAACGGCAUGCUACAAGUAAAAAUGGCUAUAAAUUAUAUAAUAUAUAUUAUGCUUACCAUAUGCUUUUUUAUAAAAAACGCUAUCGAGGUCAUACAAAAAUUCAAAAAGUUGAAUAUAUAGUUUUUGAUUUGAAUAAGUAUAAUGAAAUAAUAAACGAGGUGUGGGAUCCAAAUAGUGGCAAUUAUUUUUAUCCAGGCUCGGUUAAAAAAAAAAUUGUCCGUAUGUACACUCCAAAUUUAGUAAUGAUACAACAACGUUGGAAAAAAUGGCCAUGGUCUCGUGAGAAAUAUUUUUAUGCUAUAGCUGCAAAAUUUAAAAUAUCAAAAAACAAAACUAUAAUUGUCAUGGCUUCAGCAAAUAUAAUUGAUCACAACCGUAAAAAUAAAAAAUAUUUUGAAAACAAAAUAAUAGAAAAUGAAAAUUUAUUCCAAGCGGAAAUUGAUUCUGAAGAUGAUAUUAGAAAUGGAAAAUUAAAAAAAAUGUUUCUUAACUUAAACGGAUACAUUGUUGAAAAAAAAAACGACCAUAUCUAUAUCACCUAUAUCGACUCUAAUGAACAUGGUUCCAUUUAA
Plasmodium yoelii is the source of this 828-nucleotide messenger RNA. Its product is annotated as fam-a protein. The record is from RefSeq and is a predicted model, not a curated record. The transcript has 6 exons. NCBI's taxonomy places the organism in Eukaryota, Apicomplexa, Aconoidasida, Haemosporida, Plasmodiidae. The coding region runs from base 1 to 828 and encodes 275 amino acids.